This is a messenger RNA of Leptomonas pyrrhocoris, 879 nucleotides long. RefSeq lists its product as hypothetical. The transcript has a single exon. Bases 277 to 879 code for a protein of 200 amino acids. The record is from RefSeq and is a predicted model, not a curated record. NCBI's taxonomy places the organism in Eukaryota, Euglenozoa, Kinetoplastea, Trypanosomatida, Trypanosomatidae.
AGUUUCUUGCUUUACCGUUUCGGGUUUUCAAAAACCACCUUCCGUUUCUCUUCUGCGUUAUUAUUAUUAUUAUUAUUAUUGUUUGGUUGUGCUUUGUUUUGACCUCAACUUUUCUCUUAUAGCCUUUCUCUAUCGCUUACGUCGUCGGUGGGGUGUUUCGUGCUCUUCCCCGUGGCCGCGUGUGACACCUUCACGAACCGUUGCGACUUCCUUCACGCAAGUACAAACACGCAGACGCCGCAUAGCGAACACACCAGGUACAACAACAUCUGCAAAAUGUCUGCUGACGAGCUCAACUACGCUGCUCAGUUAAUUGAGCUUGCGCGGGCGGAGGAAACAGAAGACGGCAACCCAAUGACUGCCGUCAAGCACUACACGACAGCGAUGGAGAUCAUCGCCACCAAGGCGGCGCAGCACGCGGCUGCCAUCAGCAACAGCGACGCCCGCCGCUUCUUUUUCUUUCAGGUGCGCUCUCGGCUGGAGAUGUACUACGAGCGGGCGGAGCUGCUGCUGCAGGUCGCGAACGGGUCAGGCCUGCUGGACAAGCCAAGCGUGGGCGGCGGGGUGGGUGAGCAGCCGGCGACGGCGCUGCCAAGUCCAAACUUUCCCCCGGCGCUCUUCGCCUCGGCGGUGGCGAACCCCAAGGCGCAGUGUGACGAGGGCUUGUACAAGAAGCCGCCGGCCACGAGUGUGAUGGGCAUCCCGUUGCAGCCGAAUCAAACUACGCCGUCUGCGCAGGACGGUGCUGCGGCGACGGAGCCGCCGAUUUGCUGUUAUUUGAAGGCCGACGACGACACGGCAGCUCCAACGCCGCCGGUCACGCCGGCCGUUGACUUGGAUGAGCUGAUGAAGAACCUUGGCGCGCCGCCUGGAUCGUAG